AAGUAAAUUAAAAUCAAUUUUGAAAUGGUGAAAAAAAGCGAACGAAACGUAUUGCUAAAAACCAGAGAACACUUGAAAUAAAACUUUAAAACAAAUUGUUCUCAUUGAUAAAUGUACAUAUUGAGUUUAUAAUGUAAUUUAUAAAUAAAGAUGAAAUAAUUGUGGCAGAUUUUAUAUAAAAUUGAUAUUUUAUAAACCAUACAUAAAUGUAAUUAAGUAAAUACGAUAAAAAGUUGAUAAAAUUCGAACAUAUGUUCACACACAAAGCAACAACAACAACAAAUGCUGUCGAUGACGAUGUUGUCAUUUUAUGCAAGAUGGCGUUUUUGAAUAACAAAUAUCUCUGAUAACUGCUAUCAAAUGUCAGUUAUCAUUGUCAUUAAACGUUAAAGAAAACUUAUUAUAGUCUUUAGCCUAAAGUUUUUAAACAGAAAAAAUAUAUAUAUAUAAAAACGAAACGAAGAAAACUGUGAUUUUAAAUUUGUGAAACUAAUGGUGUCUUGUGAAAAUGCCUUCUGCGAAUACCGAAGAGUUGAGGCGAAAGUUUACAGUUGUACAACAGCAAAGAUCGGCUCCGCCUGGCUUUACGGGGACGACAACGCCGAUUGUGAAUGCGGCCGCAGUUUACGAUCCCCUAAAUGCCUCCGCCAUACCCUUAAGCAAUACAGCUGCCACAGCAGUAACAGCAACAGCGGGUCUAAUGACCCUGCAGGAGCCCGAACGUACGUAUGUAUUCCCGGGCCCCGGUGGUGUUGGUGGAAACGUUAUCGGUAGUAUGGCCACAAGUAGUAUACCUGGUGUAGCUUUUAUUAAUCCUAAUCCUCAUUCUUUAACGGUAACGGGCACCGGACGUGGUCACUCACGUUCUGUUAGCCAUGGUGGUGGUGCGAUAUUGGGCCCUAGUGGUCGACCCAUAAAAUCGGCUAUGAAGGGUCAUCAAAGAGCCUUUUCUCAAGGUCAAAUCACUGAUUCUCCGGGUGCAUCAGCUACACCGCGUGGUCAUAGUCGUGUGGGUUCGAAAACCGAUUUUAUUCUACCUCCUGGUCAUAAAGAAGAAAACGAAACCCGCGAAUUUGGCCCCUCGGCUCCCUCCUCCGCCGCUGGCCGUGGCCAUUCACGUCAGGCCUCCCGUUCCGAAUCGAUUUAUACCCUGCGUCGUUCCGAGGCUCCACCAUGGUGGAAACGUGUCGGUAUUUGUCGUACCGAGAAUCUAGAAGAACGUCCCUAUCGUGUGGUAGUGCCAAAUCAUACUGUACCCCCUAAAACACCCAAACGUGAUCAUCCGAAUGGUCAUUUUGUGGGCAAUAAAAUACGCACUACAAAAUACACUCUCCUCUCGUUUAUACCGAAAAAUCUUCUAGAACAAUUUCAUCGAGUGGCAAAUUUAUAUUUUAUAUUUAUCGUUCUACUCAAUUGGUUUCCGGCGAUAAAUGCGUUCGGCAAAGAGGUGGCCAUGAUACCGGUGCUGUUUGUUUUGGGUGUAACAGCGGUUAAGGAUUUGUUCGAGGAUCGUCGAAGAAGAUUUUCGGAUAAGAGGAUUAAUAAUUCAACGUGUCGUGUUUAUGAUGGCAAUCUGAAAGUUUUAAUACAGUGAGUAACAACAAUCUGUAUAUAAAUGUUAAAUGU
Messenger RNA from Lucilia cuprina (Australian sheep blowfly), 1626 nucleotides. RefSeq lists its product as uncharacterized. Gene Ontology annotation, molecular function: ATPase-coupled intramembrane lipid carrier activity. Lineage: Eukaryota; Metazoa; Arthropoda; Insecta; Diptera; Calliphoridae. Bases 509 to 1594 code for a protein of 361 amino acids. Gene Ontology annotation, biological process: phospholipid translocation. Gene Ontology annotation, cellular component: plasma membrane. The record is from RefSeq and is a predicted model, not a curated record. The transcript has 3 exons.